UGGACGAUCCCACAUCUCGGCAGGAAGGGAGGGGCUGUCGGCGGUUCUAGGCAGGCGUGUCAUCGCGUUAAACUGCGGAGCAUGGGAGCUGUAUGAGCGGUCCCCCCCCCUUCCCUACAACAACAAACCCCCCUCCCUCCUCCUUCUCCCGGGACACCCGGAAUUCCGCCGUAUCGCCUCAGCGCCGUUCUCCUCCCGGUGAGGCCGCCGCCGGCUCCUGUAGUGGAGGACGGGCAGCAUGUCGCGCUCCGUGCUGCAGCCCAGUCAGCAGAAGCUGGCCGAGAAACUCACCAUCCUCAAUGACCGGGGGGUCGGCAUGCUCACCCGGCUCUACAACAUCAAGAAGCAAGGACAAGUUUGGAAGGCAUGUGGGGACCCUAAAGCCAAACCUUCUUACCUGAUCGAUAAAAAUUUGGAAUCUGCUGUCAAGUUUAUUGUCCGGAAAUUUCCAGCAGUGGAAACCCGCAACAACAAUCAACAGCUUGCACAACUCCAAAAAGAGAAGUCUGAGAUCCUGAAAAAUUUGGCACUUUACUACUUCACAUUUGUAGAUGUUAUGGAAUUUAAGGAUCAUGUAUGUGAGCUGCUUAACACCAUUGAUGUUUGUCAAGUUUUCUUUGAUAUUACUGUCAAUUUUGAUUUAACCAAGAACUACUUAGACCUGAUAGUAACUUACACUACACUCAUGAUCAUGCUUUCUCGCAUCGAAGAGCGGAAAGCAAUUAUAGGACUGUACAACUACUCUCAUGAAAUGACUCAUGGUGCCAGUGAUCGGGAGUAUCCUCGGCUUGGACAGAUGAUUGUAGACUAUGAAAAUCCAUUAAAAAAGAUGAUGGAAGAAUUUGUACCCCACAGUAAGUCUUUGUCAGAUGCCCUAAUUUCACUUCAGAUGGUUUAUCCAAGAAGAAACCUUUCAGCAGAACAAUGGAGGAAUGCCCAGCUUCUUAGCCUCAUCAGUGCACCGAGUACAAUGCUGAACCCCGCUCAGUCAGACACGAUGCCAUGUGAGUACCUUUCCCUGGACGCAAUGGAGAAAUGGAUCAUUUUUGGGUUUAUUCUUUGUCAUGGGAUACUAAACACAGAUGCCACCUCACUGAAUCUUUGGAAACUUGCCCUUCAGAGCAGCUCCUGCCUCUCCCUUUACAGAGAUGAAGUUUUCCAUAUCCACAAGGCAGCAGAAGACCUCUUUGUCAACAUCAGAGGUUACAACAAAAGAAUAAAUGACAUCAGAGAAUGCAAAGAGAACGCCAUAGCGCAUGCUGGUGCGACACAUAGAGAGAGGCGCAAAUUCUUAAGAUCUGCCCUAAAGGAACUUGCAACAGUUCUUUCCGAUCAGCCUGGUUUGCUCGGGCCUAAGGCACUUUUUGUAUUCAUGGCAUUGUCAUUCGCCCGAGAUGAAAUUAUCUGGUUACUUCGACAUGCAGAUAACAUUCCAAAGAAGAUUGCAGAUGAUUUUAUGGAUAAGCACAUUGCUGAGCUUAUAUUUUACAUGGAAGAACUUCGGGCGCAUGUCAGGAAAUAUGGACCUGUGAUGCAGAGAUACUAUGUACAGUACUUGUCUGGCUUCGAUGCAGUGGUCCUUAAUGAGUUGGUACAGAAUCUCUCAGUUUGCCCAGAAGAUGAGUCCAUUAUCAUGUCCUCUUUUGUAAAUACAAUGACAUCUCUGAGCGUAAAACAAGUUGAAGACGGGGAAGUUUUUGACUUCAGAGGAAUGAGGUUGGAUUGGUUCCGACUGCAGGCCUACACCAGUGUUUCCAAAGCCUCAUUAAGCCUCGCAGACCACAGAGAACUUGGAAAGAUGAUGAACACUAUAAUAUUCCACACAAAAAUGGUGGAUUCCUUGGUGGAAAUGUUGGUGGAAACUUCUGAUCUUUCUAUAUUUUGCUCUUAUGCAGCUGAGAACAGAGGGAAUGUGAACACUUAUAAAAAAGGGGACAAAAGCUUUUACAGUCGGGCAUUUGAGAAGAUGUUUCAGCAGUGUUUGGAACUGCCAUCCCAGUCAAGAUACUCAAUUUCAUUUCCUCUCAUUUGUACUCAUUUUAUGAGCUGCACUCACGAGCUUUGUCCUGAAGAGAGACAUCACAUUGGUGACCGCAGCCUAUCUUUAUGUAACAUGUUCUUGGAUGAAAUGGCAAAGCAAGCCCGCAAUCUCAUCACAGACAUCUGCACAGAACAGUGUACUCUAAGUGAUCAGCUCCUGCCAAAACAUUGUGCCAAAACAAUCAGUCAAGCAGUAAAUAAAAAGUCAAAAAAGCAGACUGGAAAGAAAGGAGAACCCGAAAGAGAGAAGCCUGGAGUUGAAAGCAUGAGAAAGAACAGACUUGUGGUAACAAAUUUGGAUAAGCUACAUACAGCACUUUCAGAGCUUUGUUUCUCCAUUAACUAUGCACCCAAUAUGGUGGUGUGGGAACAUACGUUCACGCCAAGAGAGUAUCUGACCUCGCACUUGGAAAUUCGCUUUACCAAGUCUAUUGUUGGCAUGACCAUGUACAAUCAGGCCACGCAAGAGAUUGCGAAACCCUCAGAGCUAUUAACUAGCGUAAGAGCCUACAUGACUGUGCUCCAGUCAAUAGAAAAUUAUGUGCAGAUUGACAUCACAAGGGUUUUCAACAAUGUUCUGCUUCAACAAACACAACAUCUAGACAGCCAUGGAGAGCCAACAAUCACCAGUUUGUACACUAAUUGGUAUUUGGAAACACUACUGAGGCAAGUUAGCAAUGGCCACAUAGCUUAUUUUCCAGCAAUGAAAGCCUUUGUAAAUCUUCCCACAGAGAAUGAGCUAACCUUCAAUGCGGAGGAGUAUUCGGACAUAUCUGAGAUGAGAGCAUUGUCGGAACUGCUGGGACCAUAUGGCAUGAAGUUCCUUAGUGAAAGUCUCAUGUGGCAUAUUUCCUCCCAAGUGGCUGAACUUAAGAAAUUAGUGGUGGAGAAUGUUGAUGUUCUAACACAGAUGAGGACAAGCUUCGACAAACCAGAACAAAUGCAAGCUCUUUUUAAGCGAUUGUCUUCUGUGGACAGCGUCUUGAAGAGGAUGACCAUCAUUGGCGUGAUUUUGUCAUUCCGGUCGCUUGCGCAGGAAGCUUUACGAGAUGUCUUAAAUUACCACAUUCCUUUCCUUGUAAGUUCUGUUGAAGACUUCAAGGAUCACAUUCCAAGGGAGACUGACAUGAAGGUUGCAAUGAAUGUGUAUGAAUUGUCAUCUGCAGCUGGAUUGCCCUGUGAAAUUGAUCCAGCCUUAGUCGUGGCAUUAUCUUCCCAAAAAUCUGAAACAAUCAGUCCAGAGGAAGAGUACAAAAUUGCCUGCCUUCUUAUGGUCUUCGUGGCCGUGUCUUUGCCCACCUUGGCUAGCAAUGUGAUGUCUCAGUACAGCCCUGCCAUAGAAGGUCACUGCAAUAAUAUUCACUGCCUGGCAAAGGCCAUCAACCAGAUUGCUGCAGCUUUAUUUACCAUUCACAAAGGAAGCAUUGAGGAUCGUCUUAAGGAGUUCUUGGCUCUGGCAUCUUCUAGCCUCCUGAAAAUUGGCCAAGAAACUGAUAAAACAACAACAAGAAACCGAGAAUCUGUUUAUUUGCUGCUAGAUAUGAUUGUGCAAGAGUCGCCAUUCCUGACCAUGGACUUGCUGGAAUCUUGCUUCCCAUACGUCUUACUGAGAAACGCUUACCAUGCAGUUUACAAACAGAGUGUUGCAUCCUCUGCAUAAACAUUUACUUUGUGAAAACACGGCACAAGCUUGUUCAGCCUGAAAACUGUGGAGUAUUUUUUUUCCUGAAUGAUUGGGAAAUGAAAAAUGGUUUUGUGACUUAAAUUCUUCCCCCCAUUCCAUUGUACAAGUAUUUUUGACAAGUGGUUUCUUUUCUUUUUUUUUUUUUUUUUUGCAGUUGUACUACCAGAUAAGCUUGGUUGGUUGCACUACAUUACAGAGAGAGAAAAAAAAAUUCAAAAUUUUUUAAAAGUUUCAGAACGCUUUCAUUCAGAGAAUAAAAUAAAAAUGAGGGGACAAACUAAAACAAAACACUAUUUUUUUUUUUUUUCUUUUGAUAACUCAUCAUGCUGAAAUAUUAUUGCUUGUUUAUUAUUUCAAAGAAAUGUAUUUAGUGAUUAUUUUAGAUGGUGGUAUAGGUGACAUAUGUGUGUAAAUUAUUUCAUAUAGGAGAGUUAUAAUCUGUACCUUUUUUAUGUUCUUAUCGAUAACGGUUUGGUUAGGUGAUUCUGUGAUUUUCUGUGAAGUAAUUGCACCAUUUACAUAUUUUCUUUUUUUUCCCCCAUUGCAUUCUGCAGUAAGUUCUAAAACAAAAAUUGAAAAAACAAACAAAAAAAAAAACAUCAUCUCUCCACAUUCUGUGACUACUCAUUAUUUACAGUACAGACUUCCUUUCCGGUAUUUUAAGCAGCAGAUGUUUGUAAAAAGCAUAGUAUUUUUUUUUUAUUCAACUAACUUCCAUAAUGGCUCUGUUGGUAUUAACAUUACCAUUGUAAUCUGCUAUAUGGUAUGACAUUCUCAUGCAUUUAUCAAAUGUUCAUACAUUGUUCUUUUUCCCUUAACCACUUUUAUAUGUUUUAACUUUUUGAAAUUCAAGUGUACCUUCCAUAACAUACAAUAAACACUAGACUGUAUCAAAA
Rana temporaria (common frog) is the source of this 4620-nucleotide messenger RNA. It is a transcript of the gene NCKAP1, whose product is annotated as NCK associated protein 1. The record is from RefSeq and is a predicted model, not a curated record. Gene Ontology annotation, biological process: cortical actin cytoskeleton organization; cell migration; neuron projection morphogenesis. Gene Ontology annotation, cellular component: SCAR complex. The transcript is spliced from 33 exons. NCBI's taxonomy places the organism in Eukaryota, Metazoa, Chordata, Amphibia, Anura, Ranidae. Bases 239 to 3700 code for a protein of 1153 amino acids.